AUUUGAUGUCGUCGUUGACUUUCCUAGACCAGGGAAGGAUGAAAAAUCUUGGAAGAAGCGGAAGGGGGAAGGAAGCUGCUGAAAUGUAGAAAGCCCUGGAAUGUUCUACCGUCACCGUUACCGCUAAUAAUCCAAGCAAUUAAACGACACCCAUCGUUUCCGACGCGAAGUCGGUGGGUCUAUACGUCAAUCGCCGUUUGGUUCUCUCGUCAUCAUCAUCUAUCCUUCAAUCAAUAGGGUCUUGUGCUAGGUAUAAUGGUAAGUGGAACUGGUGAAUUCGCUGAUCGGCCUUCUGAAACGGGAAAGUGUUCUUCUUCCACGAGUGGAAGCGGGGAUAAUGAUGCGAGUGAUUUUGAAUGUAACAUCUGCUUUGAGUUAGCUCAGGAUCCUAUAGUCACCCUCUGCGGUCACCUAUUUUGCUGGCCUUGUCUCUUUAGAUGGUUGCGGCUUCACUCACAUUCACACGAGUGCCCUGUUUGUAAGGCUCUGAUUCAAGAGGAGAAGCUGGUACCUCUUUAUGGGAGAGGCGGGUCUACUACUGAUCCAAGGAGUAAACCAGUUCCUGGCGUGGAGAUUCCUAGUCGACCAGCAGGGCAGAGGCCUCAAACUGCUCCACCUCCCGAAGAGUCAAUGAACUUUCCUAACUUUGGACUGGGUAUGUGGGGAGGCUUUUUGCCCGUGGUGACUGCAGGGUUUGGUAACUUUGCCAUGCUGGCUGGUUUUGGGGGACUCCUACCGUCAAUAUUUAGUGUUCAGAUUCAGGGAAUGGCACCGCCAGCUUUUGACGCUGGUUACGCUUACCCACACGGUUAUCCAGGUGGAUAUUUCAAUGGAGCUAAUCAUCGUAGAGCCCCAGCAGCAAAUCAGGGGGGAGAAGCGGAAGAUAACAAAUUACUAUUGAUUAUAUUCUUUGUCAUUCUGGCAGUAGCUGUUUGCUUAUUCUCGUGAUGGUAAGACUGACGUUCAGAAAUUCUUUAAAAAAGCAUGAGAGGGUCGUACACGUAGUUUUGUUUUUACCCCUUUGUAAAUAUGGAAAGGUUUUGCUGUCUGCUAUUGUAUGAUGUGGUCGUCCAAGACUUGCUAAUUGUCUCUGUAUUAGCCCAUUUGGAUAAUGUGGUUACAUACUUUUACAAUUGCCAUGAACACCUAGUUGUGUAAUUUGGAGUAUGGUUUGGUUAUGGCAUGAAGCCUAAUGAUAAUGUUUUACCGUUACAUUAUAUCCGGCUAGUUGGCUAAUUUGCUUUAACUCUGGGAUGGUUAGUGGUAGAUAAAUAGUGUGAAAUGUACCAUCUCAAAGAUUCCAAGGUAAAGCCAGUAGCAAAUGCUACUUUAUCCAAUAGAAGAUUAACAUACUAAGUUGAAUUGACCUGAUUAUCUGGACAGAAAUUGAAAUCAUGCAUACGUUGUAGCCAAUUUAAGGAAUCAAUAUCAAACAGGGG
Molecule: messenger RNA, 1439 nt
Organism: Oldenlandia corymbosa var. corymbosa
Lineage: Eukaryota; Viridiplantae; Streptophyta; Magnoliopsida; Gentianales; Rubiaceae
Source: the annotation of a GenBank genome assembly